This is a messenger RNA of Prunus avium (sweet cherry), 796 nucleotides long. The record is from RefSeq and is a predicted model, not a curated record. Lineage: Eukaryota; Viridiplantae; Streptophyta; Magnoliopsida; Rosales; Rosaceae.
AUGGGUGAAGCAAAAUCCACAGAGAAACCAAUUGAUGUUUCGAAUCCGCUCACCUUGCAUCACUCGGAUCAUCCGGGAAUUGUUUUGGUCUCCAGGCUUCUUGAAGGAUACAACUAUGGGCAAUGGAGCCGAUCUAUGUGUCUCAAUCUUAGCGCAAAGAAUAAGAUUGGCUUUGUCGAUGGGUCUGUCAAGGCCCCAUCAUCUACAGAUGCGAAACACUCCAUUUGGCAACGAUGCAACGAGUCGUGGAUCUUGAAUUCAGUACAUCCGGACAUUGCCAGCAGCGUGAUCUAUGUCGAAACAGCGGCCGAAGUUUGGAAUGACCUCGAAGAGAGGUUUUCACAGGGCAAUGAUUCCAGAAUUUACCAAAUCCAACAAGAAAUUGUUGAACAUCAACAGGGACAACAAUCUGUCUCGGCUUAUUACACCAAGAUGAAGGCACUUUGGGGCGAGUUGUCUUCGUACCACAACACUUUAUCAUGCACGUGUGGAGGAUUGAAGAAAGUUGCUGCACGAGAAGAGAAAGAAAGUGUCAUGCAGUUCCUUAUGGGACUAAAUGAGACUUACGCCGCCGUCCGGGGACAAAUUUUGAUGAUGCAACCCCUUCCUGACACACACAAGAUCCAUGCCUUGAUACUCCAGCAAGAACGACAGAUUGAAGUAGCUGCACGACGUGAUAGUAAUACCGGUCAUCAUGCGAUGAAGGUUGCUCAACCCAGCCGUUCACCUGCAGCCCUAGGGAAUCUGACUCUGUCACGACCCGAUUCGAAAAUAAAGAAUAUUCCUGAACUAUGGU